GCAACGUGGGAUAUGCAUUUAUCAACAUGAUUAAUCCUAGUCAAAUUAUUACAUUUUAUCAGACAUUCGAUGGGAAGAAGUGGGAGAAGUUCAACAGUGAAAAGGUGGCGUCACCGGCUUAUGCUCGUAUACAAGGAAAGGCGGCCCUUGUUGCACAUUUUCAGAACUCAAGCUUGAUGAAUGAGGAUAAGAGAUGCCGACCUAUACUCUUUAAUACUGACGGCCCCAAUGCAGGUGAUCAGGUACCAAAGUUGACCGGAAGGACAUGGAACCAGUUAUUGCAGCCUUGUGGUGGUAAACAGGACCAUUGUUAGGCACC
Molecule: messenger RNA, 319 nt
Organism: Durio zibethinus
Lineage: Eukaryota; Viridiplantae; Streptophyta; Magnoliopsida; Malvales; Malvaceae
Source: RefSeq, a predicted model, not a curated record